CAUGCGUAUGUAGUCCAUCCAAGAUGGAAGCGACCGUAGCGGCGAAACUCGUCGUUAAGAAGAAACUGUGACUUUUAACAUAGAAAACAGAAAGGUUGUUGGAUUCUUCUUGCGCUAGCAACUAGUAUUAAAAAAUGGCUACAAAAACGAAUGCAGCUAUGAAAGAAAAUGAGGAUAUUGCUUGUUACUUUGUAACAAAGCAUUCCUGGAAAGGAAAAUACAAGAGAGUCUUCUCCGUGGGUAACCUGGGUAUAACAACAUACAACCCUGCCACUCUGGAGGUCACCAACCAGUGGCCAUACAGUGAAUUUAUUAGUAUCACACCCAAUAUCAAAGCCCCCACCCUCAAUGAAUUCUUGAUCACCAUGAAAAAAGGGCCCAAGAAAACGGACACCAUGAAGUUUUCCACUGAUCACAGAGCAGAUGUAUUGACUGAGGCUUUGAGAUUUGCCAAUCAGUUUGCUGGAAAAGAUUUUCAAUCCAAAAGGUUUAAUGCCUACAAAUACCACUGGUCAGACAACAGAAUACCCACAUUACUCCAAGUAAAUCAGUCUUCACUGGAUCAAGUGGACCCCAAGACAGGCACCAAACUGGUCUCCUAUGACUACAAGGACAUGGAGGGGUUUGCUGUCAUCUCAGACUACCCAGGGGGGGUGGCUGUCAUACAUGGGGGAUACAAUAGACUGCAUAUAUUUGCCCUUGAACAAAGAGAUGAACUGAUCAAAAGUGUGAUGGAGACAGCAGCAAACUAUAUUGGCAUUGCCAUCAAACAGAGGAAGGAACCUAUAACAAUAGAUCAGGCCACAGCACACAAGAUGGGCAAAUACAGUACCGACGAGGCCCUUACGUCAUAUGCAGAGUUCAGUGUGUAUAAACUAACACCAAGGAACCCAGACCCCAUUAGGCGGACCCUGUGUCUCACAGAGACGUGUCUGGUGGAGAGAGACCCGGCCACCUAUAAUGUUGUCACAGCAAAACCUCUGUGUGAUGUGUUUGCCAUAGUCAGAGAUCAAGAAAACCCACAAAAAUUUAGUGUUGAAUAUGUGAAGGGUGCAAUACGAACAUUCACAUCCACUGACAGAGAUGCCUUGAUAGCCUCUGUUCUGGAUGGUGUAAGGGCCUCUGGCAACAGGGAUGUCCAUGUGAAAAUGAAAUUUACCAGCAGGGGAUUACGAUUAGGUCCCUUCACAGUCCCUGUUGAUGAGGAAGUGGAGAGUCAGCACAUGAAGUUUAUCCAGAGUCCUCCCCCCAAUAUUAACUUUGAGAUGGCUGUGGAGAGGUUCAACUCUAACAUUUCUUACAGUGGUCUCCUGCAUGCUGUCACACAAGACGGUCUGUUUGCCGAGAACAAAGAAAAACUGAUCAACGGCACCCUGUCAGCACUGCUGGAUAAGGAGGGUGACCAAGCCAUCAUUUCCUCAGAGAAUCUAGAAGCUCAGUUCCAUGCUCUGAGGAGACUUGUGGCCUCCAAGGCUGGCUUUCAGGCUUUUACUAGACUGCCAAAGAUGAGAGAAAGAGUGGGUAUCAAAGUAGUCAAGGCACUAAAGAGAAACGAUGAUGGUGUGGCCCAUGCCGCCAUAGACAUGCUCAAUGCCCUGAUGCAGCCCAUGCAUGAUGACUACGACCUGCGACAGGAACAGCUCAAUAAAGCCUCUCUGAUGUCAUCAAAGUCCUUUAUGCAGAACCUGCUCAAUCUAUUUAAAAAUCACGUG
Molecule: messenger RNA, 1712 nt
Organism: Lingula anatina
Lineage: Eukaryota; Metazoa; Brachiopoda; Lingulata; Lingulida; Lingulidae
Product: dnaJ homolog subfamily C member 13
Biological process (GO): regulation of early endosome to late endosome transport; receptor-mediated endocytosis; endosome organization
Cellular component (GO): endosome membrane
Source: RefSeq, a predicted model, not a curated record